CAACCUUUGCGUCGCGUGGUGCGCUUUGAUAAAACAACUGCAACUCUUUUGUAUCAAGUGCGAUACGAAAACGAGCGCUGCCAGGCACACACAGGCGCUCCCCCCGCACCUCUAGCACUGAUGGCAAUUUGUGUAUCUCGGCACGACCUGAUAAGCUGCUCCAUAAGCAACGUUUUCUUGUUUUGGAGCCCAAGUCAAAGGCAGUUGGGGACCGGUGGUCCCAGGGGCAAAACAAUGGCGGCAUCUGGCGCGUAAUUAACCCAACAAAAAAACAAUAACAAAAACAAAAACAAAAACAGCUAAACGAAAAACAAAAAGCCACUUCAAAAAUAACAAACGAAACGAAACGAAUUUGUUUUGGGCAAAAGUGUUUCAUGUGCGCGACAAUUGCGAAGAAUGAGAUACGAUUCCAGUGCAUCCCAUACCAUUCCAUGAGAGUGCGUGUAGCGUGAGUGCGGAAAUGGCUUAGUGCCUGUGAAAAGCGCGAUAAAAUCAAAGGGGGAUCGUCCCGUACCACAAAUAAACAACAACAACAGCAAGAAGAAAGCGUCGCCAAAUGGCAGGUGAAUCGCCAGAAAGCAACAGCUCGGAGAGCAGUCCUGCAGCAGUCCAGCGGCAGUUGAACGGCAGUGUGGACAGUGGCAUAGCCGUGCUGGAGGGGGAGGUGGAGACGCCGACGCUGAGACGACGGCAGCGGCUGCAGCAGUGCCAGCGCAUCCUCCAGGUGCUGCAGCGGGACCACUCCACCCACAGGCUGCUGCGCGAUAGAUUAAGUAAAAUAGCCGACAGGAAGUGGAAGAAGGAGGAGGCCAGCGAGGAGCAGAGCUGCAAUGUCUGCUGUGCAGACUUGGAGCAGACCAGUCCCAAAACCUAUGUGACAUGUUGUACGUGCGGGAAGCUGGUGUGCCGCGGCCCCAAGUGCGCAGACUGGCGGCCGAAGGAUGCCAAGUGGGAGUGCCAGCUGUGCCACAGCUCCAAGGAGUCGCUGGCCCACACCUCCUCCUGGGUGGCGGAGCAGAUGUCCUUUAACCAGCACAAGCUCGUCUACCCAAUGCGGGCCCGAAGCGAGGUCUACAUACCCAUCUCUGGCGAUGGCAACGACAGCACAAUGCACAUUGAGAGCGUCAGCCAGGUUGGGCAGAGCAUACAUCUGGACGAGCGAGCCAAGAUACGUGCGUAUGUGGAGGAAAUCGUCGCCGAGAUGCUGGGCGGCAAUCUGGAUCACAUCAAAGUGGGGCAAUUGUCCAAAAGUGAAAACUACUUGCAAUUCUUCCACAAAUUUCAUGCAAAACUUUCGAACCUGCUUAUCAAUGUGGAGAACGACCUGCUUAAGGGAGAUCUGCCGGCCAUUGUCAAUGGCAGCAACAACCUGAGUCCAACCAGAAACAACAACAACAACAACAACAACAAUAACAAUGGGGAUGCUGACUCUCUGGCAGAGAUCUCACAGACCCGUCUACGCAGUCUCAUCGAGACCAUAAUAGCAGAGACGCUGCGCAGCAGUGCGCUGAGCGUGAGUGGAGCCGUCUCGGAGAUCAGCCUGGACACCAGCCGCUCGCUGGCCGGCGAGCUGCCGAGCAAUGGCGGGAACGGGAUGAAGCGACGCCAUCGCACGGAGCACUACUUCGAGCCGAAGAUCUAUCAGGAUCUGCUGGCCACAGCGGUGCUGAACAAGAUUGCCGACAAAGAUGGGAACACGCGGUUGGUAUCGGAGAGCACACCGGACCUGAGUGGUCACCUCAUUGAUGAGAAUUACAAUGCCGAAGCGUUGAGCACCACGUCCGGUAGUUCCAUUGAGCCCCGAAGCGACUGCAGCCUCACCGACCAUGAGUUAGAACUGGAUGCUGGCAAAUCGCAAUCCCUGCAAGUGGAAUUGGAGCGUGAAUCGGUGUUGAGUGAUUACAUAGCCGCACACAUGGUACCCCUUCCGGACUUCUCGGCAUCUGUUACCGAAUCGGAGGAUGACGUCGGAUCAAUCUCCUCGAGCAUGAUCGGCGAUGGCACCUGGGAGGAUAACUGGCUGUUCAAGAAGAAACGCAGCUCCAUGCAAAGCUCGGCCACACCGAGCAGCAUAGGCAUGCUGGUGCCGGCUCCCAAGGAGCAUGUACGAGCCCAAAUUGGCGACAGGACAGCAGACGAGGUCAGCGAUCUGUCUGAGCUGGGAUCGGAUGCGGAGGACAACCCGCUGGACUUGUUGCGCUGCAACGAGCUUAACGAUCGCCUGCUGAGCAAGCAUCUCAUCGGUGGUCAGAACACAAAACUUGUGCUAGACGAGCUCGUGGAUCGCAGCAGCCUGACCUCCCAAACCCUCCCGGAGGAGCACGAGCCCGCAUUUACCGAAACCACAAACACAUUCGUCAUAGCCUCCACGGCCGGGCCAUCGGAGAGUGUAGUUGCACCCCCGCCACCCGUGGUGUUCCAAGAUGACUCACUGAACGAGGACCUGGUCCAGACUCCCAUUGCAGCCCAAACUGAAACUGACGAACUGGCCAGCCUCGAAGGCUGCACCGGUUACAGCACAGUCGAGUACAUCGACGAGGAGCAGAUGCGCGAGACCACACCCUCAGUCAUCGAGAUACUGGCCGCCAUUGCCUUGGGGCCGAUGCUAGCGGUCCCAGCCUCGGAGCAGCCUGGCGUCAUGACACCCAGUGAGAUGCAUACACUGAAGGAGCUAAGUGACUUGGCGCUCGCCGAAAUAAACGCUCGAACAAUGGACCUUGCGCACCAUUCACUUGACAUCAUAGAAGAGGAGACAAUCGAAUUAUUUCCCUCAACAGUCUGUGGCUCAGAGCCGCCCACUGUACAUGCCAAUCCAACAAUACGCACCGACCACACCCGACCGGCUCAAACAUUUUGCAAUCCCUGCAAUUCCAUCGAAACGACAGCGCCCCAGGACAACGCAGUGAUACCGAAUUCUGCCUUCGUUGACCAGUUGCUACCAUUAGAUAAUCUGAGAGCAGUGGAAAUCAUUUCAGACAAAGAAACCGUGGCUGUGGAUCCUCUGGCUGCAGUGGAAACAAUUCCAGAGUCGGAAACCAGAACUGUUGAUUCUCCGGCUGCAGUGGAAAGUGUUUUGCAGACAGACACCGCACCUGUGGACCCUCCGGCGGCAGUGGAAAGCAUUCCAGAGGCAGAAACCGUGGCUGUGGAUCCUCCAGCUGCGCUGAAAACCAUUUCUGAGACAGAAACCGUGGCUGUGGAUCCUCCGGCUGCAGUGGAAAUCAUUCCCGAGACCAAAACCAAAAUAAUAUCACAGCCUAUUAUCGCACCUGUGGAUCCUCCGGCUGCAGUGGAUUUGAUUCCAAAGACAGAAACCGUGGCUGUCGAUCCUCCAGCUGCAGAAAUCAUUUCACAGCCUGAAAUUGCAUCUGUGGACCCUCCGGCUGCAGUGGAAAUCGUUCCAGAGACGAAAACCGUGGCUGUGGAUCCUCCUACUGCAGUGGAAAUCAUUCCGGAGACCGAAACCGUGGUUGUGGAUCCACCAGUUGCAGUGGAAAUCAUUUCACAGCCUGAAAUUGCACCUGUGGACCAUCCUUCUGUAGUGGAAAUCGUUCCAGAGACCGAAACCGUGGCUGUUGAUCCUCCGGCUGCAGUGGAAAUCGUUCCAGAGACAGAAACCGUACCUGUGGAUUCUCCGGCUGCAGUGGAAAUCAUUUCACAGCCAGAAAUUGCACCUGUGGACCCUACGGCUGCAGGGAAAUUCAAUCCAGAGACAGAAAUCGUGGCUGUGGUACUUUCUACUGCAGUGGAAAUCAUUCCGGAGACCGAAACCGUGUCUGUGGAUCAUCCAGGUGCAGUGGAAAUCAUUCCGGAGACAGAAACCGUAGGUGUUGAUCCACAAGCUGCAGUGGAUAUCAUUUCACAGUCUGAAACCGUAGGUGUUGAUCCUCCAACGGCAGUGGAAAUAUAUCCGGACACAGAAACCGUUCCUGUGAAUCCUCCAGCUGCAGUGGAAAUCAUUCCAGAGACAGAAACCGUGGCUGUGGAUUCUCCAGUUGCAGUGGAUAUCAUUCCAGAGAGAGAAACCGGGUCUGUUGAUCCUCCAGCAGCAGUGGAAGUGAUUCCGGAGACAGAAACCUUGGCUGUUGAUCCUCCAGCGGAAGUGGAAAUCAUUUCACAACCUGAAACAGCACCUAUGGAUCCUCCGGCUGCAGUGGAAAUAAUUCCGAAGACAGAAACCGUGGCUACUGUGGAAAUCAUUUCACAAUCUGAAACCACACCUGUGGAUCCUCCAGAUGCAGUGGAAAUCAUUCUGGAGGCAGAAACUGUGGCUGUGGAUCCUCCAGCUGCAGUGGAAAUCAUUUCACAGCCUAUUAUCGCACCUGUGGAUCCUUCGGCUGCAGUGGAAAUCAUUCCAGAGACAGAAACCGUGGCUCCUGUGGAUCCUCCAGCAGCAGUGGAAGUGAUUCCGGAGACAGAAACCUUGGCUGUUGAUCCUCCAGCGGAAGUGGAAAUCAUUUCACAAUCUGAAACCACACCUGUGGAUCCUUCAGCUGCAGUGGAAAUCAUUCUGGAAGCAGAAACUGUGGCUGUGAAUCCUCCGGCUGCAGUGGAAAUCGAACCUACGUCGGAAUGUGUUCCAGCGCAAUCGUUCGUAGAACACUCUAAGAGCGAUGGUUCCGCUCUAGGUUCUAUUGCAGAGCGCGAGGUCAAGAAAUGGUACAAUGCCGUCGAAAUGCCCAACAAUCCGUAUGCGCCCGAGGCCCUGAAGCAGCGGAUCAGCGGCACCCAGGAGCGCUACAUGGAUGUGCCAAACAUCAGUCCCAGUGCCGAGCAGAAGGCCCUGGCCGCAGCCCUCACUGAAGAUGGCGACCCGGACCCUGUGCCCCCCUCAACCGACUACAAACGCUACAGCCGCGACUACUACAUAAACAAUGCCCCCAACGGCACAGAAGUAAGCGGAAACGGACGGUGUGCUUCAUCGUCCAGUGUAGAGAGGCAACCCCCCGCCGAGGAUGUGGCGCUGGACAUUGUUAUCAACGAGGCGGCUCAAAACGCAAGCAAAGCUGCAAUAGAGCAGGAGCAGGAAGCGGAAACAGCUGCGGCACACGUUUAUACGGCCUUGCCAGCUCAGGUCUUGGACGAUUCCCUAGAGACCCAGUCGAACCCUUCGCUACACUCCCUUCAAACAACGACAACCACCAGCGAUGAGUCCGAAACGGUGCGCGUCUAUGACUUCAAUAAGCAGGAGACCACGGUCAUCAGAGCUGCCCCUGCGGAACAGCAGCCAAGCUCCUCCACGACAUCAUCCAUGGAGUCGGCUCAGAGCGCACCGUUGUCCACUUCCUCCAUAGACGCGUCAGUGUCCAAAAAGCGUGAGCGACCAGUUGUCCUACAAUUUGGCCCUUCAGACUCGGUGCCCAGCAUCGGCUCGCCAGCGAGUACGCCCAUAAGAGGCUCGACACCCCCGGCGUUCCGAUUUCUCCAGCCCAAGCGACGCCUCAUCGAGCCGAGUCAAGUGCUGUCUGUGGACGAAGAUGAGUUGCCUGAACCAAGUACACCCAGCGCAGAGAAGCCCGCCGUAGAAGAUGAGGUGGCCCAUGCCAUGCCCUCGGUCAAAGCUCUGGCCCAAGCCUUUCUCCUCACCAGCAAAGCCCAGCAAGCCGAGCGACGAUGGCGAUCAAAGGUAAGAAUGGCAGCAGCACAUGAUUCACCAGACAGGCCAGCUACCUCCCUGGCACGACGACCCAAGCUGGAGCAUGCCGUCUCCAUGGCAGAGGUAGCCGAUGAAUCCACGAUCGCCUCUGACUUAUCAUCCCUCGAAACGGAUCCAUCUAUGCAUUCGGACGGUUCCAUGAAUCCACCCAUCGCCUCUCCUGUGAGCCCAGUUCCGGUGCGUCACGGUUUUCUCCGGAGCAAUAUUGCUUUCUUUGAGAACUUAAAGUUUAAGUAAAUACACGAAGGGGAUAAAAGUGCAUCCAUUGGUGGAUAUUCCUUGUGUAAUAUGCACAGCAAUGGUAAAGCAUUUCACGCAUCGUAACCAAAAAACAAUCAUGUGCCAUGGCCAUGGCCCGUAUUCCCUAACCUAUUCACACACAAACACACACACACACACACACACACACACACACAACAAAGUACUUAACUUAAUUGUUACUUGUAGUCCGUAUUUAUUAUUAAAAACUAUUAUAUCCAUGGAUCCUAUUUAUUUAGCCCUAAGAUAUGUAUUAUGCGUGUACUUAUUAGACGUAACAGAACUAGUUAAAGUUUCAACCGAGAGACGAUACGUGUUACCCGUAAGUGUUUAACUGUUGCAUAUUUAUAAUCAAUAAAUCUUACAUGGAAUUAA
This is a messenger RNA of Drosophila guanche, 6289 nucleotides long. It is a transcript of the gene M7BP, whose product is annotated as serine-rich adhesin for platelets. The record is from RefSeq and is a predicted model, not a curated record. The transcript has 20 exons. The coding region runs from base 557 to 5893 and encodes 1778 amino acids. Lineage: Eukaryota; Metazoa; Arthropoda; Insecta; Diptera; Drosophilidae.